UGUAGUUCACAAGAGGAAGGAGGAGGGAUGGUUGUAGUUCAAUAAGCAACUUCCUGAUGAGAAGCUGGAGAGUGUGUUCCCAGUGAGGAGCCUGAAUGAGCACAGAUUGUCAUGGAGCGAUCUUCCUGAGCACAGACAUCUGACAGGACUUUACAGGCCAGCUUUAUCGAUAAACUUCAGCAAGUGAACAAAGUCCAAGGAUUAGAAGGAGGACCUCUUGAUGGAGAAUCGGACCCCCAUCACAAGUUCGGGAACAGACAUCAGGGCCGCUCAGAGAGAAGUCAAACCUGAGGAGGAGGAAGAAGGACUUGUGAGGAUUAAAGUGGAGGAAAUCCCUAUACAGAUCGGCAUUGAUCCUGGAGGCACCAGAGAGACUUCUAGAUAUCUCAAAGCUGAGGAUGAGCCGGAAGAAGACAUGAAAUCUGAAGAAGAAGGAGGAGGAGGAGGAGAAGAAGAAGAAGAAGAAGAGGAAAUUCCUUUAGAGAUUGGAACAGAUGGACAAUACAAUCAGAUAAACCAAGAGGUCCAUCAAACUAUCUCUCCAGGAGGUGAAAUAGACUAUAAUAGUGAAACAUUUGAUUCUUCUGAAGAAAACCCUAUUCUCCACCCAGUACUUCAAAGUGUUCAUCUAUCACCUGACCCCUCUACUCUAAAUGGGUGUUUUCCUCAUCCUUCUCCUCUGAUCAUCCACCAUGGAUCUCAACGGGAAGGUACAAUUUAUUCCAAGCAUGGUGAAUGUUUUGCCCGAAAGGAGGACCUCACUUCACGCCAGAGAUCCCAGGAACGAGAGAAGCCAUAUCCAUGUUCAGAAUGUGGGAAAUGUUUCUCUCGGAGAUCGCAUGUUAUCACCCAUGAAAAGCUUCAUACAGGGGAGAAACCAUAUUCUUGUUCCCAAUGUGGGAAAUGUUUUACCCGUAGAGACAAUCUUUUAAUACACCAGAGGUCUCACACGGGGGAAAAGCCAUAUUCAUGUGUGGAUUGUGAAAAAUCUUUUAGCGGCAGAGGCAGUCUUCUUAUACACCAGAGAACGCACACUGGGGAGAAGCCGUAUUCCUGUUUGGAAUGUGGAAGGUGUUUUUCCCAAAAGCGGGAAGUCAUUAGACACCAGAGGACUCACACGGGAGAGAAGCCAUAUAGUUGUCGUGAAUGUGGCAAACUGUUUUCUUUUAAUUCAGAUCUUACGAAGCACAAGAGGGUCCACACGGGGGAGAAGCCGUAUCCGUGUUCGGAGUGCGGGAAACGUUUUUCGCACAAAGGGAAUCUCGUGUCCCACCAGAAGACCCACACGGGGGAGAAACCCUAUUCAUGCUCUGAAUGUGGCAAAUGUUUUUGUCAGAAAAAGGAGCUAAUUAUCCACCAGAGAACUCACACCGGAGAGAGACCAUUUUUCUGUCCUGAAUGUGGGAAGGGUUUUUCUCAGAAAGGAAACCUCAUCACGCAUUCGAAGACCCAUGCCGGGAAGAUACCAUAUUCGAGUCGAGAUGUGGAGAACAUUAAAGAAGAUGUGAUUAAUAAUCAAGUUGAAGUAAAACAUGAAGAAGAGCCACAUGUGAUGGUUGAUGAGCCGUGUAAGGAGGAGGAGAUCCCUCCAGAGAUCAGCCCAGCUGUUACCCUACACACUCUCUGGGGUUUCUCAUACAUCUCAGUACAGGGGGCUUCACUCUCUUCUUUAUUCACAGACCCCGGAGACACCAGAGACCCUCAGAGGGACGUCAAAGCUGAGGAGGAGGAAGAAGGACAUGUGAGGAUUAAAGAGGAGGAAGAUCUUAUGGAGAUCAGCGCAGGUGCAUCAAAUAACCAAAAGCCUCCAGAGAGAUGUCCUGGUCCUCAUAUCUCCCGGGAUUCCAAAGAGGAAAAGGACGAGAUCCCUCAGGAUGAUCAGGAUGAAAGUUUCCUCAAAGUUGAAGUGAAGGACGAAGCAGAAGAGCCAUCUGUGAUGGUUGAUGAUUCAUAUGAGGAGGAGGAAAUCCCUCCAGAGAUCAGCACAGAUGGACGAUAUAGAAGGUAUUGUGCGAAGAAAUAUUCUGGUACUUGUGUAGUUGACGAAAUAGAAGAUGGUGACAUCAUAGAAGACCCUUCAGUACAGAACACCAGUACCCUAAAUUCCCAUCCGACACCUCACAGUACAGAUCCGUCAUCUGGUCCCUCCACGCUUUCCAUCCCCCAUCAUAUCAACGAGAGUGAAUAUUUUUCCCAGGGAGCAGACCUCACCUCGUACCAAAGAGUUCCUCAAAAACAAAAGCCGUUUUCAUGUGCAGAGUGCGGGAAAUGUUUUACCCUUAAACAGCAACUCGUUAGACACCAGAGAACUCAUUCGGCCGAGAAGCCUUUUUCCUGUUCAGAGUGUGGAAAAUGUUUUCCCGAAAAAUGGAUGUUGGCUAAGCAUCAAACAAAUCAUUCCGGGGAGAAGCCAUUUUCAUGUUCGGAAUGCGGGAGAUAUUUUUCUACAAGAAGGAACCUUAUCUCGCAUCAGAUGACGCACACGGGAGAGAGGCCGUUUUCCUGUUCCCAGUGCGGGAAAUGUUUUUCCCAAAAAUCAACUCUGACCACUCACGGGAAAAUUCACACGGGGGUGAAGCCGUAUUCCUGCUCCGAAUGCGGGAAAUGCUUCUCCCACAAAUCGUCUCUUAUCGGACAUGAGAAAGUCCACACUGGAGAGAAGCCGUUUUCAUGUACGGAAUGUGGGAGGUGUUUUUCCCUAAAGUCAAACCUCAUCACACAUGAAAAAGUUCACACGGGGGUGAAGCCGUAUUCGUGUUUGGAGUGCGGGAAAUGGUUUAGCCACAAAUCGUCUCUCGUAAAACAUGAAAAAGUGCACACGGGAGAGAAGCCGUUUUCCUGUUUGGAUUGUGGGAAAGGUUUCAGCGACAGAACCCACCUUAUUUUUCAUCAGAGGGGUCACACGGGGGAGAAGCCUUUCUCAUGUACUGAUUGUGGGAAAAGCUUUGCCCGCAAAUCAGUUCUUAUGGAACACGAAAGGGUUCACAGGGGGGAGAAGUCGUACGUUUAAAUCAUGAUGGAAUUUUUCAUUCUUAACCACUUUGCACUCUUGCAAAAUACGGACACUCGAUUAGUGACCGG
Messenger RNA from Rana temporaria (common frog), 3081 nucleotides. Its product is annotated as zinc finger protein 84-like. Gene Ontology annotation, biological process: negative regulation of transcription by RNA polymerase II. Gene Ontology annotation, molecular function: DNA-binding transcription repressor activity, RNA polymerase II-specific. Bases 221 to 3010 code for a protein of 929 amino acids. The record is from RefSeq and is a predicted model, not a curated record. The transcript is spliced from 10 exons. NCBI's taxonomy places the organism in Eukaryota, Metazoa, Chordata, Amphibia, Anura, Ranidae.